AGACAUUUUCCUAGUUGGUUGGAAUUGAAGAUUUGCAUUUGAUAUUUCGUUAUUCUUCCAAAAUCAGCAUUGUUAUUAUCUUCUAACGAAAGCCUAAAAACUCAGUACCAAAUUAUACAAAAUGUCUGGCCAAGUCCCAGAUACCGAAAAGUAUGCUCCAUCUGAUUCCGGUAGUUCUGAGGCAUCUGAUAUCCUUGAUUUGAAGGAUGAUGAAGGAUGGGAAGAUGCUGAGCCUGAAGAGGAAGAACAAAAUCAAUUUGUAUCAUUAUUAGAUGAUGAAGUCUUCUCCGAUAUGCUUGCAAUGAUUCAACAUUGCAAAGAGAAAUACGGCUUUGAUUUUCUAGAAGUCAGACAAAACCUAGGUCUGGACUUCUACGGCAGUAUCAAACUUACCAAUUACCUAAGAUCCAAAACUCAAAAUGGUGAAAAGCCUUCUCAGAGUAUAUCCAAGGCCGACUUAGAAGAUGAAAAAUAUCUUAAACCAGUUUUGGAGGAUGAUGCUUUUCUUUUCUGCCUUGAUGACCUUCCUGAUGUUGUCGAACCAAAUACCGGCGCAGAAAAUGGCAAGGAGGUCGAAUCUGGACCCCUGGUCACGCGUGUAGCCGAAUUAGAGGAAGAGCUCAGAAGGAUUCAAUCGCAAUUUGAAAAUUACAGAAACACUGUCAAUGAAACUCUGGAUGAGCGCUGGAACAAAUCUGCAGGCCCAUCUGCAACCAAAAAGGAAGAAAAGCGAGAUGAUGAUAGCCAUUACUUUACUUCUUAUUCAUACAACGGUCAGAUAUCCGCCACGUCCAAUACGGCCUAACUAACGCGUUUCAGAUAUCCAUGAGACUAUGUUGAAAGAUACUGUUCGCACCGAUGCCUAUCGUGACUUCAUCUAUAAUAACAAGUCUCUCUUCGCAGGAAAAACUGUUUUAGAUGUAGGCUGCGGCACAGGUAUUCUCAGCAUGUUCUGUGCUAAAGCCGGUGCAGCUCGAGUGAUUGGUGUUGAUAAUUCGGAUAUCAUUGAGAAAGCCCGUGAGAACAUUUUCAACAACGGCUUCGCGGAUAAAAUCACUUUACUCAAGGGUAAAGUUGAAGAGGUCAAUCUCCCUGUCGAACAUGUGGAUAUUAUUGUCAGCGAAUGGAUGGGUUAUUGCUUGUUGUAUGAAGCCAUGCUCGACAGUGUCAUCUGGGCUCGAGACAAAUACCUGAAGCCUGAUGGAUUAAUGGUUCCAAGUCACAUGAACAUGUGGGUUGCUCCUGUGGCUGAUCCGGAUUAUGUGGCCGACCACAUUGAUUUCUGGAGAGGCGUUUAUGGAUUUGACAUGAAAGCAAUGCAAGCCGGAAUCCAUGAGGAUGCUCAAGUACUUGAUAUGCCAGCUAGUACGAUCUGUGGCGAAUCUUUUCCAUUCUUGCAAUUGAGCUUGCACACAACCACUGUUAAAGAUCUUACUUUCAGGAGAAAGUGGGAGACAAAGCUUACUCAAGACAUUGAUGCAUUGGAUGGCUUCAUGAUUUGGUUUGAUAGUUUCUUCUUGCCCACGCGAACAGAUGAAGUUCCGGUGAAUGCAAAGGCCGAGGAGUGGGCAAAGGAGGGAAAGAAGGGUGUAGCAUUCACAACAGGCCCUAAAGCCAAGGUGACACAUUGGAAACAAGGUGUGUUGCUCAUCGACAAUAUUAGGGAACAAUCGAAGGAGCAUAAAUCAGGCGAGCAGAUUAGUGGAGAGUUAGAAUAUCUGGUUGCGGAUGAUUAUUCAAGAGCCUUGAAUAUUGGUGUGGACUGGAAGUUCAAUGGGGAGGAGGCUGUCAAUUCUCAAACAUGGAAAAUGAGAUGACUUGUUUUGUUGGCGAACGUGAAUGGGGAAAUGCGGUGUUGAGCCGGAGGGUAUCAUGAAACCGUCCGCAAUGAGGUAGAUAUUACAUAUGUGAGAGGAGAUUAGUCUUUACAUGUAUGGCUUUCGCCGGGGUAGAAACUUGAUGUAGAAAUUCGAUACCUGUCGGAACUAUUUAGCACAUUCUGUGCCCGUAGUCCAAAUAAGGUAGAACCUUAAAAUGAUCUACAUUGCUUGGUGUGACCUUUUGAACCUUGACCUGACCUUACAUCCUUCGUUACCGAAAUAUUAAACAUUAAUCCU
This is a messenger RNA of Sclerotinia trifoliorum, 2117 nucleotides long. The record is from the annotation of a GenBank genome assembly. NCBI's taxonomy places the organism in Eukaryota, Fungi, Ascomycota, Leotiomycetes, Helotiales, Sclerotiniaceae.